This is a messenger RNA of Nestor notabilis (Kea), 225 nucleotides long. RefSeq names its product cysteine-rich PDZ-binding protein (gene CRIPT). The transcript has 3 exons. Lineage: Eukaryota; Metazoa; Chordata; Aves; Psittaciformes; Psittacidae. The annotation marks the transcript as partial. Gene Ontology annotation, molecular function: microtubule binding; PDZ domain binding. Gene Ontology annotation, cellular component: dendrite. Gene Ontology annotation, biological process: cytoplasmic microtubule organization. The record is from RefSeq and is a predicted model, not a curated record.
GUGAGAAGAAGCUCGGUACUGUGAUCACUCCCGAUACGUGGAAAGAUGGUGCAAGAAACACGACAGAAAGCGGUGGCCGCAAGUUAAAUGAAAACAAAGCAUUGACCUCAAAGAAGGCAGGGUUUGAUCCUUAUGGAAAGAACAAAUUUGCAAUCUGUCGGAUUUGUAAGAGUUCUGUGCAUCAGCCGGGGUCUCACUAUUGUCAAGGAUGUGCCUAUAAAAAAG